Molecule: messenger RNA, 3916 nt
Organism: Coregonus clupeaformis (lake whitefish)
Lineage: Eukaryota; Metazoa; Chordata; Actinopteri; Salmoniformes; Salmonidae
Product: sodium/hydrogen exchanger 3-like
Exons: 18
Coding region: 1-2379 (792 amino acids)
Biological process (GO): proton transmembrane transport; regulation of pH; sodium ion transport
Cellular component (GO): apical plasma membrane; brush border membrane
Molecular function (GO): sodium:proton antiporter activity
Source: RefSeq, a predicted model, not a curated record
AUGCCAGCUCUAUGGCACUCCACGUUCUUCCUGGUGAUGGUGCUGCUUGCCAUCAGUAGGCCCAGCCUGGCAUCUCAGGGCACAGAAAAUGGAACACAGAAUCUUAUCACCACCCUGCCCAUCGUCACCUGGAACUGGCAAGAAAUUCAAUUCCCGUACUUGGUGGCACUCUGGAUCCUGGUCAGCUGGCUCUGCAAACUCUUUUUCCAGCUGAACCCCAGCCUGACCGGUGUGAUCCCGGAGAGCGGCCUCCUCAUUUGCAUCGGUUGGGUCCUGGGGGGCAUCAUCUAUGGGGCAAACAAGGCGCAGACCUUCAGGCUGCAGCCCUUCACCUUCUUCUUCUACCUGCUGCCCCAGAUCAUCCUGGACGCGGGCUACUCCAUGCCCAACAAGCUGUUUUUCAGCAACUUGGGCACCAUCCUGGUUUACGCUGUUAUUGGCACCUGCUGGAACGCUGCCACUUUGGGACUCGCCCUUUGGGGGUGCUGGUUGGGCGGGGCAAUGGGCGAUAUCGACAUUGGCCUCCUGCAGUUGCUGCUGUUUGGGAGUCUGAUUGCUGCUGUGGACCCCGUGGCUGUGAUUGCCGUGUUUGAGGAGGUCCAUGUCAACGAGGUCCUGUACAUUCUGGUGUUUGGGGAGUCCCUUCUCAACGACGGCGUCACAGUGGUGCUGUUCAAUGUGUUUAAUGCAUUUGUGUCGCUUGGAGGGGCAAAAAUCGACGCUGUAGAGAUCAUCAAAGGCAUAAUCUCGUUCUUCGUGGUGGCACUCGGAGGCUCCCUGGUUGGUGUUAUCUUUGGUCUGCUGAUCUCGCUCCUGACCAGAUGCACCAAAAACAUCCAGAUUAUCGAGCCAGGCUUCAUCUUCGUCCUAGGCUACCUCUCUUACCUCACAGCCGAGAUGCUCUCGCUAUCCGCUAUCCUGUCGUGUACAUUCUGUGGCAUCUGCUGUCAGAAGUAUAUUAACGCCAACAUGGAUGAGAGGUCGGUCAGCACGGUACGAUACGUAAUGAAGGUGUUCGCAAAUGGCUCAGAGACCAUCAUCUUCGUCUUCCUCGGCAUCUCGGCCAUAGAUCCGUCUAUAUGGGUGUGGAACACAGCCUUUAUCCUCCUCACACUCCUCUUCAUCUUUGUGUUCAGGUUCAUAGGGGUCUUUUUACUCACCUGGAUUCUCAACCAGUACCGACUGGUUCCCUUGGAGUUUAUUGAUCAGGUAGUGAUGGGCUACGGUGGCCUACGAGGGGCAGUAGCCUAUGGCCUUGUGGUCUCGCUGGAUGAGAAUAAGUUCAAGGAGAAGAAUCUGAUGAUCAGCACCACCCUCCUAGUGGUGUACUUCACUGUCGUGCUGCAGGGAAUAACCAUGAAACCACUGGUCAACUGGCUGAAAGUGAAGAGGGCAGCAGUGACAGAACGCACACUAGCUGAAAAAAUACAGAAUAGGACCUUUGACCACAUGCUUGUCGCCAUAGAGGACAUUUCUGGACAAAUAGGACAUAACUACAUGAGGGACAAGUGGAAUACAUUUGAGGAGAGGUGGUUGUACUGGCUCUUGAUGACUCCCUCUGCCAGGAAGUCUUGUGACCACAUAUUCAACAUCUUCCACAAGCUCAACCUCAAGGAUGCCAUGAGCUAUGUGAAAGAGGGAGAAAGCAGAGGCUCAUUGGCGUUCGUUCGGCAUGAAUCCAAGGCUGAUGUGGAUUUCAAUAAGAAGUUUGGUGCCAACUUCUCAGAGAUGAUGCCUUCCAUCAUGACAGAAAAUAUGGGACCGGAUCAUGUUCCAGUCUCCAUCUUAUGGGACAGUGUAACCUCUGUCUGCCUGAACAUGCAUGAGCAGGACCUGAAGAUGAGGGAGUCAGAGGACAUUAAUGCACACCAUCUACUGCAGCAGCACUUGUACAGAGGCAAGAAACAGCACAGACACUGGUACAGUCGGAAACACCUUGACGUCAACAAGGAUGAGAAUGAGGUGCAAGGGAUCUUCAAGAGAACCAUGAGGAGCCGUCUAGAGUCCUUCAAGUCAGCCAAAAUGGGUGUCGCGCCACCCAAGAAUAUAACCAAUCAUCUAAAGAAAGACCAGCCACAAAAGAUGUCAAACGGAAAAUCCACGGAUAACAGUAAAAGCCAUGCUUAUGGGGAUGAAGAUUUGGAGUUUUCUGAAGGAGACAGUGCCUCUAGUUGCGAGGCUGCUGGUGGUUCAUUCCCCAUGAGAGCCUAUAGACGUGCUGGGAUCAUGAACCCAGCUUUCAUGGCAGAGAUGGACCCCAUGCCACCAAUGCAGCAGAUUCCGCCAUUGCUGGCUGAAGCAGAGGUGGACUUUUGCAGUGACUCUCAGCUUCCCUUACGGUACUCUGCCGGAAGGACACACUCCACAGAUCGAUGUUGAUACAUUGAGAAAGAUUCUGCCUGAGCCCGAGACCCUAGUGACGGAAGAAGGUCCAGAGCCAAAAGGGACCAUACAUCAUCACCCAGGCUACACCAAACGGCUGUACUGAUAGAGGGUAGCUCGACCUGGUAUCAUCUGCACCACAGUAACUUCAAGAUCUUCCAGACUCACCUGACUUCCCCACCAUUGAUUUCGCUACCCUUGACUAGUCCCCCUAACAGAAAUUGAGGUCUAACUUGCUGAUCCUGUGACUCUGCGGUGAAGUCGACAGUGUGAUAAGAGUAUAUUAGAAAUUGGUAUUAAGAAUAAUUUGUAAAAAUAAUUUGUCUGAAUCAGAAAUGAACUCAACUGUUCUGAUCUUUCCUCUCUCGAGGUUACUACAGAUGGUGUCUUAAUGCAUAGCAGGGAUAAUUUGGUAAAGAACGGUGUGAUCCUCAAAACCCCCUCUAACCGGCUGAAGAGGAGCAACAAAGGCAUUCAAUAAGGCCCUGUCCGCACCACUUCUACCGGGAGACCUGAAUCAGAGCCAGCAACUGGUGUACAGCAUCCAAUUGAAGCUAUCAACUGCUUCUCUCUCAUGCCUUUCUCUCGGGAGUGUGACAGGAGUCAACGUGGAGUGAGCAUGGAGAGUGAUCCAUUCCAAAACAUCUCUCAUGUUGCUGGUAUACUGGUUGGCAAAUGGACAAGACAGAAUGGGGGGGUAGAGAUGGUGGCGGAUCAGGUGAGACAUUGAAAUUGGGACAUUGUCAUGGGCCAUCCAUUUUGAACUAUGAAGCCAUCUGAAGAACAUAAUGAAGAGACGCCAGAAGAUUGAGUGCCGGGGAAGGAAGGGGUUGGUCAACUGUGCCCGUAAUUCAUUAUUUGUGGUAUCAGGUUGAUUGAGGUCUACACACUGCUAAAUUUAUAGUAAUUUAGACUACGAAUGCAUUGAGAUACGGAUCUGUGGUUACUCUCCUGAUGAGGAAGUUAAUACUAGAAUUAUGGAUAAGUAUACUGUAUGUUAAUAUAAAUGUACAUUCCGCCAGUGUCGAUGUGUGCUAAAUUGAGGGUUUUAACUUUGAGUGAUAGGACCAAUGAAUCACUAAGAAUUGUCAUUCUAAAUUAGGUUUGGAUAAUUAAUUAGGUUUUGAUUAUGAUUUGUAAACUGACUGAUUGAUUUGAGUAAGUUAUUAGUAUGUUAAUAACUAAAGAUGUUGACACUAUUCUCAGCAUGCCCUGUUAUUGCUUAUACAAUCGCAAGAUAUCUGCCUUAAAUAGAUAUUAUGGUUAAAACGAAGUUGCAUUAUUUUUUAUGUGUUAGGAUACACUUAUAUUGUUUAUUUCGAGUAGAAACUUUUGAAUCUUACUGUGAAAGAUGUAAGUGCAAAGUCAACUGAUAUUUCUAUGAAAUAAUGUUUUCACUGGUUGGUUUUAAAAUUCCUAGAUUUUGUUGAGACUAGUAGUCUCAAAGAGGGGAAUGAUGGGGUAUACACAUAUUUACCUGAUUUUGUUUAAUAUUAAUAGUUAACCAUUAAUAUGCUUAACAAUAGUAGAGACA